Drosophila innubila is the source of this 2282-nucleotide messenger RNA. It is a transcript of the gene vari, whose product is annotated as MAGUK p55 subfamily member 6. The coding region runs from base 184 to 2085 and encodes 633 amino acids. The record is from RefSeq and is a predicted model, not a curated record. NCBI's taxonomy places the organism in Eukaryota, Metazoa, Arthropoda, Insecta, Diptera, Drosophilidae. Gene Ontology annotation, molecular function: protein binding. The transcript is spliced from 10 exons. Gene Ontology annotation, cellular component: cell-cell junction; plasma membrane.
CAUCUUAAGAAAGUGUUUGUGAGUGCGAGAGUGUGUGUGUGUGUGUGUGUAUGUGUGCUUCCUUCCGUGACGUCACGUGAGUCCUAAUUGCGUACAAUCCUUUACGUCUUCGGUCAGCUCGUUUGACUCGCUGCCAACAGUUUUGGUCUCUCGCUCCACAUAUAAUAACUAAGUGGCGCCAACAUGGUGCGUUGGAGUGCACGUUCGCGUCGGGCGCGGCAAGACCAAGUGGAGCUCUUGGCCAGCAACAACAAAAUUGGCGAAGAUGACAGCGAUAAUGCUGCCUAUCGCAACUCGGGUGAUCUAUCGGACACUGAUGAAAUCUUUCUGAAGGGUCUUUUACUUAGCAAUCCAUCUACGCCGCACAAGGAGCUUAUGCUGAAUCCAACCGAACCGCAGCCCGUGCCCGCCUUUCUGCCCGCCCAUCUGAACAACAAGCCGAUCUGUGACGAUAUCAUACGCAAAUUUUCGCCAUCAAGACGUUUGGAGUCUCGCGAGCUUGCUAAGCUCUUGGCCCAGCCCCACUUUCGUGCUCUGCUGCGUGCUCACGAUGAGAUAGGACAUUUGUACGAGCAACGUUUAAAAGCUGUCGGUGGAUCGAUAACAAAGCUCGAAGCGACAAGUCAACGGCAAUUGGGCGGAUAUCUCUUUACGGAAGACAUAUUAAAUAGCAAAAUGCCGGUGGAAACAAUUAAAAUGGUCGGACUACGUCGGGAUCCAAAGCAGCCGUUGGGUCUGACAGUCGAGGUGGAUGAGUACAAGCAACUAGUGGUGGCACGUAUACUCGCUGGUGGUGUUAUCGAUAAACAGGGCAUGCUCCAUGUUGGCGAUGUCAUACUGGAAGUAAAUGGAACUCCGGUCCGCACAGCCGAUGAGCUGCAAGUGGAAGUGUCACGCGCUAAGGAGAAUCUAACACUCAAGAUUGGACCCAAUGUCGAUGAGGAGAUCAAAAGUGGUCGCUAUACGGUCAGUGGGGGUCAGGUAAAACAGAAUGGCAUCACAAAUCUUGAAACAGGCAAGAAACUAACGUGUUAUAUGCGCGCCUUGUUCACAUACAAUCCCUCAGAGGACUCUCUAUUGCCCUGCCGGGAUAUUGGAUUGCCCUUCAAAUCAGGCGACAUUCUGCAGAUCAUCAAUGUAAAGGAUCCCAACUGGUGGCAGGCAAAAAACAUCACAGCAGAGUCGGAUAAAAUUGGUCUGGUGCCAUCGCAGGAGCUUGAAGAGCGACGCAAGGCAUUUGUGGCACCCGAAGCGGAUUAUGUUCACAAGAUUGGCAUUUGUGGCACAAGGAUAUCCAAGAGGAAGCGGAAGACCAUGUACCGCUCGGUGGCCAACUGUGAGUUCGACAAGGCAGAGUUACUACUGUACGAGGAGGUGACACGCAUGCCACCGUUUCGAAGGAAAACUCUGGUAUUGAUUGGCGUCUCUGGUGUGGGCAGACGCACGCUCAAGAAUCGUCUGAUCAACAGCGAUGUGGACAAAUUUGGCGCUGUCAUUCCACACACCAGUCGCCCCAAACGCGCCUUGGAGGAGAAUGGCGUGAGCUAUUGGUUCAUGGAUCGCGAGGAAAUGGAUGAGGCCAUCAAGCAGAAUGAGUUUCUGGAGUACGGCGAGCACAAUGGCAACCUCUAUGGCACCCACAUGCAGUCCAUCAAGGAUGUCAUCAACAGUGGACGCAUGUGCAUUUUGGAUUGUGCGCCAAAUGCGUUGAAGGUACUGCACAAUAGCCAGGAACUGAUGCCAUUUGUCAUAUUCAUUGCUGCGCCAGGCAUGGAACAACUAAAGACUAUCUAUGCCGAUCGUCGCGCCACCGGCUCCAAUAGAAAUCUAUCUUUUGAUCGUCAAAGUUCCAUACGCUUCAGCUCCAGACGCGCACGUACGCUCGAGUCCUUAGCCUCGCUCUAUGAGGAUGACGAUCUUAUUUCCACAGUGGAGGAGAGCAGCUUUGUUCAACGAAAGUAUGAAAAGUAUUUCGACAUGGUCAUUGUCAACGAGGACUUUGAUGAGACGUUCCGUCAGGUGGUUGAGACCUUGGACCAGAUGAGUCAUGAGGAGCAAUGGGUGCCUGUGAAUUGGAUAUAUUAAGAAAACUCAAUUUGCUAUCGAACUCUUCUAUUCUAAUAGUAUCUAUUGUAUUCAUCACAAACGAAAUAAUGUCUACGUACAUAUAUGUAUAUGUAUUUAUAUGCAAUAUUGUACAAUUUAAAAAUGCCCUUCGCUUCUUUUAAUUGGUUUCCUUAAGUUUAAGUCUAAUGUUACUAUAUGAAACGAAUUCGUCCAUU